Talaromyces proteolyticus is the source of this 753-nucleotide messenger RNA. RefSeq lists its product as uncharacterized. The coding region runs from base 1 to 753 and encodes 250 amino acids. Lineage: Eukaryota; Fungi; Ascomycota; Eurotiomycetes; Eurotiales; Trichocomaceae. The record is from RefSeq and is a predicted model, not a curated record. The transcript has 5 exons.
AUGCCCUGUCGCCCAGCAAUCGCUUCCAUGUCCGUGGGGCGUGCAUGGACCAUUAUCUGGCUCCAACCAUUUUUAUUCUAUGAAGGGCUUCUUAAUCGACACGAGCACGAAUUGCGAAUCGCAAAACUGAAGCUGUGGUUCAAAGUCAUCAAGAUCUUCGAUACGGAUAGUAUCCAAAUCCCGACACACUUCCUGCAACAAGGCACGUUGGGGGACAUUGUUUUGACUGUUAUGGACCAGAUAGAAGUCACCGACCUAGGGCUUCAGGAAACCUCUCCUAUCGUACAGCGGGUGAAUCGACCCAAUUCUGGCUGCUGUUUGGGCACAUUCAAUAUUGCUGGGCGUAUAUGGGCUAAUCGGGCGAGUUCAACGGGGAUGAUUUCUGACAACGCUGAUGGUUAUCUCCGGGUAUCUCUGGAGCGACUGAGAAAUAAAAUUGACAUCGAGAAGGUUUUUUACGUGCAGGUGCUGGCAAGGAUGUCAUGGAGUCGAAAUGUGCGACUCUUUGUGUAUGAAAAUGACCGCGUGAUUCUGAAUGAUCUCGGUUUCGACGGCUGGGAGUCUAUAGAAUUGUUUUCGCGAACCUUGUCAGAUCCAAGCAAGACCGUGACGAGGGACCAUGCUCAGAGGGGGAUUGCUGCGUGGAAAAGGCUCAAAUCGGAACUGAAUCUAUUUAUCACACCUAAAGAGAGCUUGGUCGGUACUUCAGAAAUUGAUCAUAAGAUAUUAAUUGGCAGUAUGAAACCUGUCUAG